AGAGUUCACAUUUGAUGGGGAAUGGACAUGGUUUGCUUAUAUGGACUUGAGAUUGUUUCUUAUCAUUAGGAGAAUUAUAUAUGGCUAUCACAUCAUUUGUAAGCUUCGUUUUGUCGCUUCAUCUGAUCUUACUUCAGGCAAAGGGCAGAAAUGAUUCGAUUUGUCCGGUGUCCUUUUCAUGCGGAAAUCUUACUGACCUGAGCUUUCCGUUCUCUCUUUCCACACAACCUGACUGCGGAAUAAUACCCAUCUCUCAUUGUGAUGCUAAACCAUAUCCAAGAUUCCAAUUGCUUCCCGGAGGAGAUUGGUACUAUGCUACAGCAAAGCCGAAUAAUUCUACAAUUUGGCUCCGCGACCCAAAUCUUCAUGCCAUGUUGAGGCAACACAAUUGCCAAGCUUUUAACAGAAGUUUCUCCUUUCAAGACUCUCCUUCUAUUUCUUUCACCACGCCUACACUUCACGGCUUGCUCAAAUGUAACAGCACCAGUCAUAAUGCCUCAAACAUUACCGAGAAGAAGAUCGAUCAUUUUGCUGGUUAUAGAAUGUACAAUGGUUGUAAAGGCUUUAGCAUAUACUACAAGCUUUCUGGAUAUGUUGAUGAAGACAUUCGAGCUGGCAAUCUUCCUUCCAACUGUUCACUUAUCAGAUUGUCGAUUGACUCAGCAUCAUAUGAUGUUGAUGUGUUCAAAAUAUUAAGUCAUGUUUUUCUGGUAGAAUGGGAUCUGUCUUACGACUGUUACCUAUGUCAUCAAGGCGGAGGCCAAUGCCAGACUGAUAAAACCAACAAAUUUCAUUGUACCUAUCCAAAUACUCCAAAUGCACAAGAUGCAAAAGCGACUAAAAGCAAAUUUGGACUGAUGCUGGGAACAGGUGCAAGUUUGUUUACGGUUGGACUGCUGGUUUUACUCUUCUGCUUCAGAGAAAAGAUU
Capsicum annuum is the source of this 929-nucleotide messenger RNA. Its product is annotated as LEAF RUST 10 DISEASE-RESISTANCE LOCUS RECEPTOR-LIKE PROTEIN KINASE-like 1.1. The annotation marks the transcript as partial. The record is from RefSeq and is a predicted model, not a curated record. Gene Ontology annotation, biological process: phosphorylation. The transcript is spliced from 3 exons. Gene Ontology annotation, molecular function: protein kinase activity. NCBI's taxonomy places the organism in Eukaryota, Viridiplantae, Streptophyta, Magnoliopsida, Solanales, Solanaceae.